Molecule: messenger RNA, 972 nt
Organism: Sycon ciliatum
Lineage: Eukaryota; Metazoa; Porifera; Calcarea; Leucosolenida; Sycettidae
Product: succinate dehydrogenase cytochrome b560 subunit, mitochondrial-like
Exons: 6
Coding region: 65-553 (162 amino acids)
Biological process (GO): mitochondrial electron transport, succinate to ubiquinone; tricarboxylic acid cycle
Cellular component (GO): membrane
Molecular function (GO): oxidoreductase activity, acting on the CH-CH group of donors; electron transfer activity
Source: RefSeq, a predicted model, not a curated record
CGGGAAUCUUUGACUUUUGCCUUUUGGUAAAGAGAGAAAGGUUCAGAGGAAUUCUUUCGACAUCAUGGCCAGUUCACUGUUUCUUAGGAGGGCUCUGUCCCAAGCACCCCUCUGUGGACGGGCAUCAGUCCCAGUUUUGGUCAGAGGUCAAACAUCUGCUCCGGAGGAUUUCUUCAAGAAGAAUGAAGAACUGAAGCGACCAAUGUCUCCUCAUGUGACUAUUUACACACCUCAAUGGACAUGGACUCUGUCAAUCGCCCAUCGUGGAACUGGUGUCGGCUUGGCCUGUGGUAUUUAUGCUGCGGCUGCAGCUACUUUCACCACAGCCGGCUCGUUUGAAGCUGCCUUGGCUGGCACCACAAUCAGCCCACUCAUUGGCAGCCUUGCCAAACUUGCAAUUUCGUUCCCCUUCGUUUACCACACCGCCAAUGGAAUCAGACAUCUGAACUGGGACCGUGGUCAUGGUUUCGAGAUCAAGACUCUGGAGAGGCAAGGACAGAUGGUGUUGGGCGGCAGUCUUAUUGCGUCUGCCUUGAUUGCUGCUAUUCUCUAACUUAGCUUUCUAGUGCACUUGUGAGAACCUUCUGUUUAGACGUUGCGCCUGCUACUGUGCUGUUUGGCAUUUGGUUGCUGUGUAACAUUGUUAUCCUGUCAAAUGUCUCGCUAUUGCAAUAGUACAGAAGAUCAAAUCCUUUGGCUUUCACUGGCCUGCAGUCCUCAUUGGUAGCAUAUUAGAGCAUUUGUAUAAGCUUCUGAGGUCAGCCUGCUGUUGCUGACUUUGCUGCUGUGUUCAGCAGCUCUUUCAGAUAGAAUUUGAGUUCAUGCUGGUACUGGAAUAUACUGUUCUUUGGCAUAGCUGCUUGAUUUUUCCAUUUUGACAAUCUCAGAGCACUCUCCACCUGAUACAUAAUUAUUGUAGCAAACGCUACCUUCGAAUUCUGCAUGUGUGCCUGGAUUGACAACUGAACUGUG